AUGUUCGGGAUCCAAUUUGAUGCCAUGGGCACUUAUCUCGUCGGAACCCAGACAGAACAAUUACACGUCUCCUUCGAAGAGAUGAUAUCAUGCACCGGAGGAAUCAUCGGUCUCCUCGAAUACGGCAUAACCUGGAAGGUUCUAAAAGGCAUACUCGGCAAUAUUCGAAACCGAUUAUCACGGCGCGCGGACACAUGUCCGGAAACUGAAUCCACAGUUUGGAUUGAUAAUUCAGGGCCCGUGCUUUACGAGAUCCGACACGGAGUCGAAUAUAUUCGAGUUAGUCCACAGGACUUGGAGUCUUCUCGAUUUGGGAAAGCAAUGAAGGACUAUUGGGAUGGGGGCAUGGUUGAGACUGGUGUUGGGUGGAAUAUGCAGAUGAUGAUUGAGGCAUUCUUUGUUGGUCUUUGGAGGGCUUUUUUGCGGUGCAUGAAGCCGAGGAAGCACUGA
Messenger RNA from Penicillium malachiteum, 450 nucleotides. RefSeq lists its product as uncharacterized. Bases 1 to 450 code for a protein of 149 amino acids. NCBI's taxonomy places the organism in Eukaryota, Fungi, Ascomycota, Eurotiomycetes, Eurotiales, Aspergillaceae. The record is from RefSeq and is a predicted model, not a curated record. The transcript has a single exon.